Ceratitis capitata (Mediterranean fruit fly) is the source of this 1016-nucleotide messenger RNA. RefSeq names its product cytidine deaminase. The coding region runs from base 238 to 735 and encodes 165 amino acids. Lineage: Eukaryota; Metazoa; Arthropoda; Insecta; Diptera; Tephritidae. Gene Ontology annotation, molecular function: zinc ion binding; cytidine deaminase activity. The record is from RefSeq and is a predicted model, not a curated record. Gene Ontology annotation, cellular component: cytosol. The transcript has 2 exons.
GAUAAGGCGAAGAGAAUGAACGCCAAAGAAACAAUAAACCACAAAUAGCUAUAUACUAAUUAGCCUUUUGGCCAUAAAGGUGACUGUGAAAGAAAAUACAAAUCUUUCAGUUGGUGAUCAUACUUUGAGGAGAAUACAUAGAACGCGCACCAUUACGCAAGAAAAAGAAAAACUCGUGCAUACAGUGCUCUUGAAAUACUAAAAUAGCAAUUUAAUAAUAUACAGAUUUUCCACAAAAUGGACAUAUACCAAGUGACGGGAUUGAGAAAACCAGAAAUUGUCGAACGUAUUGAAAAAUACAAUGAUUUAGAUGAACCAACCAAGGAAUUGAUACAGGCAGCUAUUGCCGCAAAGGGGCGUGCCUAUGUUCAAUACAGUAACUUUCCUGUUGGCGCAGCUUUCCGCGCUAAGGACAACCGCAUCUUUAGCGGCUGCAACAUUGAAAGUGCCAGUUUCACGCCGACAACUUGUGCUGAGCGCACGGCUCUCUGCAAAGCCGUAAGUGAAGGCUAUACGGAGUUUGUUGCCGGUGCAGUUGUGGCCUAUCAAGAGAAUGCCUUUACAACGCCUUGCGGUGUGUGUCGCCAAUUCAUAAUGGAAUUCGCGCCUAACGAUAUACCACUAUUUAUUACAAAAUCACAACCGAAUGUUGAGAAGAGUAACGAUGAUUUCGUGCUUGCAACUUCUAUUUACAAUCUGCUGCCUCACGGAUUCCGCACAUACAAGAAGAAUUGAUGCAUCCACACAUACGCAUGUAUGUACAUACUGUAUACAUGUGAGACAAAGAUAACUGUGUUGAUCCCCACCAAUAAUUGGAGUUUACAGUUUAAUCAUAUCAAACUAUGGACCUCACUUAAAUACUUAUACCGUUAUUGUGUGCAAUAAAGAGAGUAAAUUAAGAAACUUGCUGAUUGCAAUAGUAAAUACGUAUGUACAUACUUAAGAUGAUAUGUAAUUUUAUACUUGUGCGCAUAUAACAAUAACAAAUACGUACAUACAUACACACAUAUAAAUGU